AUGCGGCGAUUAAUACUGAGGCAACUCGUUGAAGACUACGCGUGGAGUGAGAGUGAGGGAGUCAAGACGGACUCGGAUGUGAGCGACAGCUCGGAGGAGGUGGUGCAGGAGGCACCGAUGGUUAGGAUGCGUUCCAAACGAGGUAAGCGGUCCAGUCGGGCGGGACCUGUGUUGCGUUUGCAAACCCCUAGCCCCCUGAGGGCAAGGAUUGGAAUCGAUGCCAGAUCGGUGGUUCAUUACGGUAUCCGAAAGCUGCCUGACACCGAGAGCGGGCUGUGA
Messenger RNA from Sphaeroforma arctica JP610, 279 nucleotides. RefSeq lists its product as hypothetical. Bases 1 to 279 code for a protein of 92 amino acids. The record is from RefSeq and is a predicted model, not a curated record. The transcript has a single exon. NCBI's taxonomy places the organism in Eukaryota, Ichthyosporea, Ichthyophonida.